Messenger RNA from Lolium perenne, 1323 nucleotides. The record is from RefSeq and is a predicted model, not a curated record. NCBI's taxonomy places the organism in Eukaryota, Viridiplantae, Streptophyta, Magnoliopsida, Poales, Poaceae.
AUGGCCAUGCCGGCCACGUUCCCCCUCGACGCGCCACCCCUCUCUCCCUACCUCUCCAGCCCGAGCCACCAUGCCAAACAGCUCGCCCUGGAUCUCCUGAGAUCGCCAGUACAGGCUGUUGGGCGAAAGGACGCCGACACGACCCGGACGGAGCGCGCCCACGACGCUCCAGGUACGCCGCCAACGGCAUGGCGACGUCACCAGCGCACGGACGCGCGCGACCCGGGCACGCGUCGUUCGCCGUACUCCGCCGUACCCCGACCACCUCCGCUCGCCCUGAUGGAGAUGAACUCCGACGACUCCAUGUCGUUGUCCUCCGAGUCCGGUUGGUCUUCGUCGGACGAUUCGGACAUUGAGGAGUUGCUUCAAGACGAUGACGUGGAGAUGAUGAGCCUCCUCAUCGAUGUCCAAGAGAUCGAAGAUCGCGCAAAGCUGUUGGAUCAUAGGAGAGGAUCGGUGAUGGGGCGAGAGUACAUUUACCGCAACCGUGGUCUCGGGCACGAGCAACUGAUGCGAGACUACUUCGCGAAGGAGCAUCCUACAUACCCACCUCGCCUCUUCCGGAGAAGGUAUCGAAUGCGUCGUAGUUUGUUUGUGAAGAUUGUUAAUGAUUGUGAGGCCGCCUCGGAUUACUUCAAGCGUCGUAGGUCCGCCUCCGGUCAAUGGGGGUUUAGUGCUUAUCAAAAGAUAUCGGCGGCAAUGCGUGUGCUCGCCUAUGGCGUACCCGCGGACUAUACCGACGAGUAUCUUCGCAUUGGUGUACAAACAACCACGGAUUCCGUCCGUAGGUUUGCAAAGUUGGUCAUCCGGUUGUAUGGUGAUUUGUAUCUUCGGGCACCCAACGAGGAAGAUACAAAGAGGUUGAUGGAGAUGAAUGAAAAAAGGGGAUGGCCGGGGAUGCUUGGUAGUCUUGAUUGCAUGCAUUGGACAUGGAAAAAUUGCCCCAAAUCAUGGCAUGGAAUGUAUUGUGGAAAAAACAAGGAUGCAACCAUUGUGCUUGAGGCCGUGGCAUCGGAGGACACAUGGAUUUGGCAUGCAUUUUUCGGUUUGCCAGGUACACUCAAUGAUAUCAACGUGCUCAAUAGAUCUCCUUUGUUUGCAAGAUUAGUUUCUGGAGAUGCUCCAACUUGCAACUACAAGGUCAUGAACCAUGAGUACUCAAUGGGAUACUAUCUCACCGAUGGCAUUUAUCCCGAGUGGGCAACUCUUGUGAAGUCCAUCAAGGAGAAAAAUGGUGUGCCCCUAACAAAAAAACAAGCUCAUUUCACAAGGGCACAAGAGGCAGCCCGCAAAGAUAUUGAGAGAGCUUUCGUACAAAAGUAG